This is a messenger RNA of Alternaria infectoria, 1809 nucleotides long. RefSeq lists its product as uncharacterized. The transcript is spliced from 2 exons. Gene Ontology annotation, cellular component: spliceosomal complex; cytoplasm. Gene Ontology annotation, biological process: mRNA cis splicing, via spliceosome. The record is from RefSeq and is a predicted model, not a curated record. The coding region runs from base 1 to 1809 and encodes 602 amino acids. NCBI's taxonomy places the organism in Eukaryota, Fungi, Ascomycota, Dothideomycetes, Pleosporales, Pleosporaceae. Gene Ontology annotation, molecular function: protein binding.
AUGUCGUCACGUGAACCUCCCUGGCGCAACGAGCGCAAUCGCCUUCCCCAACGCAAUGCGCCGUCAUCGUCCAUUCCAGCGAAGCGGUCAGCCGACUCACGAGCACACGACAACCCUGCGAAACGAUCGACAAACGCGGCAGAGGAGGCGUGGGUGGCAGAUGAAGAUCGCUUCGUGCUGCAGCAGGCCAAGAAGAAGGCGGCACUGCGCGUCAAGGGCGGGCGGGCGCGACCCAUCGACUGGCUGGCCGUCACGCUGCGCUUUAUCGAUCCCACGGAGAAGUCGAUGCUGGACGAGGAGGUGGAAGACCACGAGCUAGACAUAGUCGAUCCGGAAGGUGUGCUGGAGGGUCUCAAUAAUGAAGAUCUCGCCGAGCUGGAAAAGGAGAUUGAGAACUACCUCACGCUCGAGACGAGCAGGAGUAAUCGCGACUACUGGAAUUCCCUCAAAGCAAUCUGCAAAGACAUCCGCCGCAAGUCCAAAUCCUCCAAGUCCGAAGCCCGCGGCACCAGCUCCGUGGCCGCCGACAUCGAUCAGCUGCUCUCCCCAAAGACGUUCGAACAGCUGGAGACGCUAGAGGUGCAGGUCAAGAAGAAGCUCGAUUCGGACGAGCCAAUCGACUACGACUACUGGGAACAGUUGCUGCGGAGUCUGCGCGUGUGGAAGGCCAAGGCGAAGCUGCGGCGCGUCUCGCAGGAGAUUGUCCGGGAGCGAUUGCAGACAUUGCGCAAGCAGCAGGCUGACGCCGCUGCAUCUGUCCAGAACAGGAUAUACGCUAUGCUCAACGGCACCGAUGAGGCGAGCGAGGCGCAGCCAACGACUGUCGAAUACGAUGCAGCCUUCGAUCCCCAACCCCUACUGAAGCUGCGCGCCGAAGACAAGGCGCUACCACAGACGGAUGAGAAAGCGUUCCUGGAGAGUCUGGCCACCGAAAGGGGAAAGAUCAAGAAGAUUGGCUAUGUGCCGUCACAGGCCAAAUCCAGCGAUCCAACCACCACCAGCAGUCAGCCCACGACGAGCCAGACGGUAACGACGAGCGCCUCACGAUUUGCGCCGGUCGAGAAAGAAGACUACUCCAAGGCAACCAUGGCGCUAUACGAGAGGGAAGUCGCGCGAGGCGUGGAGGAAGGCGAGGAAAUCUUCACCGCGGAGGAGGAAGUCACGACCGCCCGGCCCCAGUGGGCUGGCAGCUACAAGCCCCGGAAACCCCGCUACUUCAACCGUGUGCAGAUGGGCUAUGAAUGGAACAAGUACAACCAAACGCACUACGAUCACGACAACCCCCCACCAAAGGUCGUGCAGGGCUACAAAUUCAACAUCUUCUACCCCGACCUCAUCGACAAAUCAAAAGCACCCACCUACAAGAUCGAACGGGAGAACGGCCGCAAAAAGGGCCAGUCCUUCGCUCCGGCCGGUGAAGACGACACGUGCCUCAUCCGGUUCAUUGCCGGCCCGCCCUAUGAGGAUAUUGCCUUCCGCAUCAUCGACAAGGAAUGGGACUACAGCGCCAAGAGAGAACGUGGGUUCAAGAGCAGCUUUGACAAGGUACGUCCGCUCUUUCCCUACUGGGAACCAACCAUCUCCCUACGUACUAGCUACGUGGCUAACGCAAUGCAGGGCAUCUUGCAACUCCACUUCCAAUUCAAGAAGGUAUGUCAAGAUCGCAUGACCGGAACGGCAUCACACUGGCAUCACACUAACAUCGUGGCAGAUAUACUAUCGAAAGUAGCUAAGCCUCCUUUGGGUGACAUGGACGCUUCACAGCCUACCCCGCUGUACCUGGCCCCUCUUAACCAAACGGCGCGAUAG